AUGAGUGCGACGUCUCCGCGUCGCGGUCACCACCGCAAACGUCUAUCCGCCCUACGGCUUUCCACGGACUCAACGGUGACCACCCUCCCGGCGUACACUCGGUCUCCACCCUGGACGAACCAGAACGACCUCCUUGGAGUAGGGGACAUUUCGGACAGGCCGCCAGAAUAUCCUGACAGUGCGGACGAGGGAGACGAGGACACGGACACAGACGAGUCUCAGGUCGUGUACUUGCCACCUUCACCAUUGCUGCCGAGUUCCACACGUCGCGCACGUUUCUCCCAGCCAUCUCGCACUCGCAGGCGGCAAUCGAGCUCGGCUGGUGACCCUUAUCUAGACUCCUUAUUGGCGCGCAGCGUACACGCAUUGGAAAUGUCAAAUGCACUGCUCCAGUCAUCCAUGUCAACGCAGAGUAGCCUCUCAGCAGUUCUAGCGUCUGACUCUAUGGCAGACCGCUCCUUAGAGGCCCGUGCGCAAGUGUUGACGUCCAGAAUCAGAGGCAACAGAGAUCUGCACGAAACUUGGUUAGAGGACUUGGACGAGAUCUCGAAGAGUGUGGACGAUUUGGUUGGUGGGGCGGGAGAAGACAGCGCUAAGACUGUCGAGGGAGGUAAUACGAUGAGCAAGAGCCUGCCCUCCUCUGGCCUUGCUGCGGACCUGAAACCCUCGCGGAGACCCUCGCUAGAACUCCGCCAUGUAAGCGGCUCGCAGCUUCAGUAUUCCAAUCAUGACCGAAGUCACUUCGUUUCGCCUCCACCGCGAGCCCUGACCAUGUACGUAGACUCCUCGGGAGAUCCGAAUCUGAUAGUGCUUCCCCCUACCUUGGGUCAACGGACUACCUCGCACCUGCCUCCUACGCCGUUACCCUCCUCUGAAACACUGUCUGAGCCUGCGCAGGAGGCGUUGUCAGAACCUGCUGACCAGACGAGGAGGAUCGUGGAUGUGUUGUCGUCAUUUGUGGGCAUUGCAUCCUCUCGCCAACGCUCUGGAACGGCGUCGGCGUCGGCGUCGAUCUCAUCCUCCCCUCAACUGUCAUCCAGUAUCUCGACUCGGACAGGACGCAGCUCGAGCACCAGUUCGCGUACAAUCCGGCAAGGAAGGCAUUCCAAGUCACCGCCUGCGAAGCCGGCAUCGUCCCCUCCCAUCGCUUCUGGGAGUCGUUCAAGGUCCUUGACACCCAUGCGCCAAUCUUCUUCUCCUCGUAUGCCGCGCCCGAUGACACCCCCCAUCGAGGAGCUAUCAUCUUCAUCAGCAUCUUCUGAGUCAGAUACGCUGCACGUCGACCGCACGUUGGAGUCAUUACGCAGCAUCCUGGAAAGACAGCCUCCGAGAGAGCUGUCUCCUAGACCGCCCCGCCCCUCCUUCCUUCAGCCAUCGACAGUUUCCCCGGUAUCCGGUACGUCUAACGCGACUGCGUCUAUCUCACGCCUCUUCACCAAAGGGCGACACUCCUCAUCGACGCGCCCGCCCUCGCCGCCGCGCCAGUCUGUGCUCAAGAAUCGUUCCGCGCCUCCCACGCCGAUCAACGACGUUUCACACACGUCCACGCUUCUUGAUGUGCCUGAUAUGCUCAGUAUCUCGGGUCUCUUUAAUGGCAGCAUUCGCAGCGGCACGUCAUCCGGACGUUCGACACCAAAGCGCAUCUCGUUCGCGGAGCUGCCCGAGCCGUACUCAACAAAGUCGCGCGAACGGCGAAAAGGAAACGGAAAGGACGGAAAGGACAGUGCGAAGAGGAAAGGGAAGGAACGCGAGAAGGACGAGGGGACCGGCUGGUGGACGGGCUGGCUGCUGGGUGCGGCAGGCACUGGGAGUGGCUCGGGCUUGAGUUUGGCGGCAGUGCGGGAGGAGAGGACGAGAGGCUCGCCGUGGACUUCACGCCCGGUUUGGGAGGAAUGGGGCGCGUGA
Laetiporus sulphureus 93-53 is the source of this 1905-nucleotide messenger RNA. RefSeq lists its product as uncharacterized. The transcript has a single exon. NCBI's taxonomy places the organism in Eukaryota, Fungi, Basidiomycota, Agaricomycetes, Polyporales, Laetiporaceae. Bases 1 to 1905 code for a protein of 634 amino acids. The record is from RefSeq and is a predicted model, not a curated record.